Messenger RNA from Enterobius vermicularis (human pinworm), 1713 nucleotides. The record is from the annotation of a GenBank genome assembly. NCBI's taxonomy places the organism in Eukaryota, Metazoa, Nematoda, Chromadorea, Rhabditida, Oxyuridae.
AGUUACCAGGAACUAAGUGAUAUUCCGAUUCUGAUUUCUGAAACGACAAACCAGAAUUUUGGUGACUAUCAGUUUAACUCUUCAAUGGCUAUUUCGCAGAAACUUUCAAAAAUGGCGAAAAAAACGACACCACGUGACGUAGCUAAUAAUAUCAUUAAAAAUUUGAGUGAUUCCGAGAGGAUUGAAAAGGUAGAAGUAGCUGGUCCGGGAUAUAUAAAUGUAUUUCUUAACAGGAACUGGAUUUCGGAGAGAGUCGCAAAGAUUGCAAGAGAGGGAAUAAGAAAACCCAAAGUGGCAAAGCGUCGAGCUAUAGUUGAUUUUUCAUCUCCAAAUAUUGCAAAAGAAAUGCAUGUGGGUCACCUCAGGUCUACCAUUAUUGGUGAUGGGAUUUGCCGGUUACUCGAGUAUAUUGGUUUCGAGGUUUUGCGAAUCAACCAUAUUGGUGAUUGGGGGACGCAGUUUGGUAUGCUUAUUGCUCAUCUUCAAGAUCGUUUUCCUAAUUUUCUGCAUGAACCGCCACCGCUUUCUGAUUUACAAGCAUUUUAUAAGGAAUCUAAAAAACGUUUUGAUGAGGAACCAGAUUUUAAAGUUCGUGCGCUUGAUUGUGUUGUAAAACUUCAAAGUUAUGAACCUGACUUCGUAAAAGCUUGGAAGAUGAUUUGUGAUAUUUCUCGAAAAGAUUUUUCUCAAAUAUAUCAACGUUUGGACAUUAAAAUUACUGAACGCGGCGAAUCAUUUUAUCAGAAAAUGAUGGUUGAUAUUGUUAAGGACUUGGAGGCUAAAGGUGUGGUAAAAGAAGAUGAUGGCAGAAAGGUCAUGUUUCCUACUGGAUGUGAGAUCCCUCUUAUCCUGGUAAAAUCAGAUGGCGGCAACACGUAUGAUACAUCUGAUUUGGCCGCCAUAUAUCACAGAUUGAUAGUGGAGAAACACGACUGGGUUAUUUACGUUGUCGAUGCUGGACAAAGCUUACAUCUUGAAACCGUUUUCGCUGGCGCAAGAGAUCUUGGUUGGUAUGAUCCAAGGUCGAAGAGAGUUGAGCAUGUUGCUUUUGGACUUGUUCUUGGCGAGGACAAGAAAAAGUUUAAAACUCGUUCUGGUGAGACUGUGAAGUUAACUGAUUUACUAAACGAAGGUGUUAAAAGAGCAACGGCUAAGCUUAGGGAGAAGGAGCGUGAAAAGGUGAUGACACAGGAAGAACUGGACCAUGCACGAGAUGCAGUCGCUUACGGUUGUAUUAAAUACGCAGAUCUUUCUCAGACCCGUACGCAAGAUUAUGUGUUUUCCUUCGAUAAGAUGUUAGACGACAGGGGUAACACAGCUGUUUACCUGCUUUAUGCUUAUGCACGUAUACGUUCUAUAUGCCGAAACACUGGAGUUUCCGAAACUGAAGUCGAGCAGUAUCUCAAGUCUUUAUCGGGGGCUGGGUUACCUCUGGAACAUCCUCAGGAAUUAAAGCUUGCAAAAACUAUAUUAAAAUUCUCGGACUGCGUUCUCGCUGUGCUUAACUCAUUAAUGCUUCACCAGAUGUGCGAUUAUGUCUACUCACUCGCUACGAUGUUUCACGAUUUUUAUAAAGAUUGUUAUGUAAUUCAUAAGGAUCGUGAAGGUAACUCAACUCUCUAUUAUAACCGAUUAGUACUGUGUCGAGUAACUGCAGAUGUGAUGGCCAAUUGCUUUAAUAUUCUUGGGAUUAGAACCGUUGAAAAGAUGUGA